AUGCAGUUCACCAUUUCUCAAUUCGUUGCCCUCAUGGCCGUUGCCGUUCCUAUGGUCUCUGCUGCCCCGGUCACUGCUGAAGUCAUCAAUCCUACCCUUGAACGUAGGGCUAUGACUGGUAGGGGGACAUAUUACAACCAGUUUGGGGGCUUCGGCUCCUGCGGGCAGCAGUUCCCGGACUCUGCGUACAUCGUCGCCCUCAGCACCGCAUUCAGGAACGUUGGCCCGCUUAACUGCGGUAAGAGAAUUUGGGCGAGGGCUCUUGACGGCCCUGGUAGGGGAAACAGAAUUGAGGCCACUGUUCGCGACACCUGUCCUUCUUGUGCGAGAGAAGCAGUUGAUUUUUCUGUUGGGGCCUUCAAUGGCCUCACCAACAACCAGAAGGAUGUCGGUGUGAUCAGAGUGGAAUGGGACUUCAUUAAUUAA
Molecule: messenger RNA, 426 nt
Organism: Morchella importuna
Lineage: Eukaryota; Fungi; Ascomycota; Pezizomycetes; Pezizales; Morchellaceae
Exons: 5
Coding region: 1-426 (141 amino acids)
Source: RefSeq, a predicted model, not a curated record